This is a messenger RNA of Pomacea canaliculata, 2638 nucleotides long. Its product is annotated as transcription intermediary factor 1-alpha-like. The record is from RefSeq and is a predicted model, not a curated record. Gene Ontology annotation, molecular function: zinc ion binding; ubiquitin-protein transferase activity. Lineage: Eukaryota; Metazoa; Mollusca; Gastropoda; Architaenioglossa; Ampullariidae. Gene Ontology annotation, cellular component: chromatin; nucleoplasm. The coding region runs from base 48 to 1667 and encodes 539 amino acids. Gene Ontology annotation, biological process: positive regulation of DNA-templated transcription. The transcript is spliced from 6 exons.
CCAAAUUACAUCAGUGUGUUGUGAACCGUCAUUUCCAGCUUUUGAGUAUGGCAACAGCGGCGCAGGAACACGCAAGAAAGUGUGCAGUGUGUACUAGUGACUUCACCACACCAAAGAUUUUACCCUGUGGUCAUCUCUUCUGUCGACAAUGUGUCAUUUCCUGGAUGGACUCGAAAUUUGACGCCGGAUGUCCUCUGUGUACAUGUCCUAUAGUAGAGCAUCAUGGUAAUUCAUCUCAAAGUUCAGCUGAUGUUGUCGACGCCCUGCCCACAGACUAUGUAAUGGAAGCGAUAGUAGAAAGUGCUGGCGUGCUGAUGAACGGUGGUAUGUGCACCGUAUGUGAUGACGUCACAGCUGAAUACAUCUGUAUCCAGUGUCUAGAAAAGAUGUGUGAAUCAUGUAUGAAGAUACACAAGAAGAUGGUAGCUACCCGCAGUCACGAUGUGGAGAGUGUCAGCACUGUGACACCUGAACGUCUGGCUGCCAGCCGCCCUGCACUGUGUGCUGACCACGGCGACAAAGCUGAGAUGUUUUGUGCUGAUCACCAUCUUGCUAUCUGCAUCUCAUGUAGUUAUAAAAAACACAAUAAAUGCCCAGAUGUAAAAUAUCUGGAUGUGGAGAUAAAUUCAGCUGGAAAUGCGCUCGUUUUAUUGACAAAGGAACUGACUAAAGCUGAGGACAACCUGAAGCAAGCAAUAGUGAACCUAAAUGUGCACGUGCAAACAGCGGAUGUCACUGAACAGAGAAACAUGGCGCUGGUGGACAAGACAUGCAAACGUCUUCAGAAGAUGGUGGAAGAGUGUCAGACACAGCUGAAAAAACUGAUCAGUGAUUCCAUUUCAAAAUUCAAGAAAUCCUUGUGUGACGUCAAAAGCGAGCUGGAGAAACGUUUAGGGAAAGUGACGUCACACAAACAUCUCGUGACGCGAGCGACAACAGUCAGACCGCGUCCAGCGCUGAUACACGCAGCCCAGACUCUGACAGACAGGGUCAACAGCCUUGACCUCAGUUCCGAUUUAGAAGUAGAUCCUUGUGUCAAUCCCUCGCCAGAAAUAACGAAACACUGUGACGAUGUGGGGAAACGAAUACAGACUGAGCUCCACAGCCUGAAACUACAGUGGACUAACUACAAACUACAAUGGACUGAGGUUCAAGCACAAGUUCUUGUGUUCCACGAGAAGUGUGGGACCAACAUUCGUCUCAUGAACGGCAACACGACGGCGCGAAUAACUAACCUUGAGAACUACUGCAACGGCUUGGUCGUGUCACGUGACGCUAUGGCUGUGAACACCUUGUAUGAAGUCAGAAUAGAUGAAAUAAAUGUUUUAGACAGAAAUGCGAUUUUCCUUGGUGUGACGGAAAUCCCUCCCGGACAGUUAACUGUGACUACGUGGUCUACGGACCCCGAAAACUCCGUUAUUAUUUGGGAGAGUGGAGUCCGCCGCAAGGGUUAUAAACGCAAGUCUAAUGUCGGUAAAGCUCUCAAUUCCAUCAAAGUCGGGAGUGGUGUUGGACUACUGGUGGACUCAUCAAACGACCUUCACCUUUAUGUGGAUGGACAGGACCAGGGCGUUGCUGCUAAUAAUGUCGCACAUCCCUGCUUUGCCGUAUUUGAUCUUAGCUUCGCCAUUCAGGUGACAGCCCUUACCAAAUCUACAUGGACAUAAGGCGUGAAUAAAAAUCAGAAGAACACAAUACCAACAGAGAUUAUUUGAAACUGAGGACAUAAUCGACUUCAACGAUGAUUUUAUCAAUGACCUCUACAUUGUAGUGUGUUCAGUUAACCAUUGGAUGGAUGUAAGAAACAGAAUUACAAAAACAAUAUUUAUUGCUUUUUAUAUUAUCUAACCAAGAAUUUUAUUUCCUUAAAGGGAACAAAGUUUGUUCCUUUUAAAGAAAAAUGUUUUUCGAUACUUUACAUGAACCCGCACAUGCCGUAGCUUACUACACGCAAUCACAGUAAUGCCAUCAGUACAUAUGAAAAAUUUCUUGUUUCUUUAGUGACAUUUUUUUGUAUGUUUCAUUUUAUGUCGGAACUAAGGUUUGAUUAUACUUAGUCAGAAACUUGUUUUUGAUAAACAUUCCGAUGGGGCGCGAACAGGAAACAGAAAAAGAUUAGCGUUUCAUUUGAGUGGGUUUUACAUUGGUGACUGGUUGUAUCUCAUAACAACAACUUUUUAGUUUAGAUAACAGCGCCAUUGGAAGACACUGCAAAUAUAAAUCGUACUGGUCAGGUCUUAAGCCACUAUUAAUACAUUUCGCUGUUGCUUUCUGUUGUUUGUUCUGGAGUAGUUUGCCACUUUGACCGGGUCUGGGAAUCUGACAGCUUUUCUCGUUGUCGUCCAGUAAAGUUCUGACUAAACUUGAUUUGUGAAGUCAUAACCCCACCUUCUUGGUAAUGUCCUGCCAAGAUUUAAUUCUAAGUAAGGAACAGACAUAUUUGAUAAAGUUUAAAGAAGUCUUGAUUUAUUCAUUCCUUACCAGACGUGAUUUGUGAAGUUACAACUGUAUUGUGUUACGAAUUAAAUUUUGUAAACAAUUGUUGUGUUGAACCGCACAGCUGCUGGUUGCACCAUACUGAGCCUUUAACUCCCCAUUAGACCAACACUGAUUUGAUUUAGACUGUUAGAUAAAGCUG